This is a messenger RNA of Metopolophium dirhodum (rose-grain aphid), 1775 nucleotides long. RefSeq lists its product as uncharacterized. The coding region runs from base 619 to 1701 and encodes 360 amino acids. Lineage: Eukaryota; Metazoa; Arthropoda; Insecta; Hemiptera; Aphididae. The transcript is spliced from 6 exons. The record is from RefSeq and is a predicted model, not a curated record.
UUCAGGAUAAAUUGAUUGAUCCUAAAACUGUAACUCAUUUGUUCCGAAUUAUAAAUAAACAUUGGAUGCGUUAUGACUGGAAUGACUGCUGAUGGUCAUUCUCAAGUUUAUAGAGCUAGAGCUGAAGCAUGUGAAUAUAAAUACAAACAUGGUUUUGAAAUGCCUGUGGAAACAUUGUGUAGUCGUAUGGCUGAUAUUUCUCAAGUAUACACACAAAAUGCUGAAAUGAGGCCACUUGGAUGCAGUAUAAUAUUAAUUGGGACUGAUGACAGAAAAGGACCUAUAGUGAACAAGACGGAUCCUGCAGGAUAUUAUUGUUCAUUUCAUGCUAUUGCAGUUGGAACAAAACAAACAGAAGCUAAUACUUAAUUAGAAAAAAAAUUGAAAAAAAAGAAAGAAUACUCAAAAGAUGAAGCUAUUGAAUUGGCCAUAUCAUGUUUGUCAAACGUUUUAGCUGAUGAUUUUAAACCUAGUGAUAUUGAAGUUGGUAUUGUAACAACCGAGAACAAGCAAUUUGAGGUCUUAAGUGAACAAGAAGUAGAUCGUCAUUUAACUCAAAUUGCUCAAAGAGAUUAAGCAAGUACAUUCAAAAUAAAUCUGAAGUAAAAAUAUAUCAAGAUGUCUGAAAAAGACUCUGAGAGCAACGAUAGAUCUAGUACUCGUUCUGGGAUGAGUCGCCAAUCGUCAAUGUUUGGAAAUCAGAUGGAUAAAGUCGUCUGCGUUGCAAAUGAUGAUUCAAUCAACAUCGAAUUUGUAUAUUAUACUGCAAUGUUAAAGAAGUUUGCACCCAACUUGAGCAAAGAAAAAGAUAAAGAGAAGGUUAUACCAUGGAUCAGGAAACUAUAUGCGGCAGAAUAUGCUACAGAGUUCUUUAAAGUUAAGCGCAACAGAUAUCUUUUCAACAUGAUUUUGUCUAUUCUCAAUGAUGAAAUGUAUGGUGUUUUUAAGUCGAUUCCCCCUAUUGGUCCCCUAAAGUCACCAGAAAGUUUUACAAUACCUACUAUUCCAUUGGCCACGUGGGAAGCUGAUAACAUGUGGGAAGAAAUGUUAAAGGACGAAGAUAUUAACCCAUCCAUUUGUAGCAUACACGACAAAUGUCCAGAAGAAGAAGAAGAAGAAGAUGGCGACGACCCUGAGGUAGUUAUAGAUACAACAAACAUGUCUCAAGAAGAUAAGGACCAGUUGGCUGAAGAUGCAAAUGUCAAAAAGAACGGUCUAAAGACUAAUAAGAAUAAAAAAGAAUUGUUCAGUUCAUUACUUGAUUGGGAAUUUCAAUAUCUCCUUCAUAUUGCUCGACCUUAUGCUGCCCUAAUGACUACCGUACAAGACAAGACCAGAGUGGCGAAAUGGUUACAGAAGUUGUGCGGUGUACGCAUGGAUAUAGCGUGUUCACAAAUGAAAGGUGUGCGGAACGAUUAUAUGAUGGCACUACUGGGCUACUUAUACGAUUUGCGACUUACCGGACCGUUUGAACAUCCUCCACCUGAUGGACCACUGGAAAAUUUAGGAAAUGCUAUGGAAAAAUUAAAAGCCGAUUAUCCUUUAACUGUACCCACACAGUUUGAUGUUAAUGAGUUUUUGUCUGACCAACCGAAGCCAGCUGACGGAGGUGCCUUUUGUUACAUUGCCAUUAGUGGUGAUUUACAAGCAACAAAUUUAAUAAAAUCAAAACCAGUGCAAACUAAAGACUGUCAAAAAUAAUAUGACAAGUAUGAUAAAUAUAAUUCCAAGAUAAUAUACAUGUUAUAUUGAAUAAACAAUGAUACUUGAAACAA